UGUAAAUUAAAACAUCUUUCCAAGGGCAUUUAUGUAUUUCUCCUAAAUAUCUCUACUCUCUUUCUUUCUCUCUCUAUACUACUUCCCAUUUUCUUGCCAUACUUUUUAUUUUCUCUCUCUUAAGUUUUUUCCCUAAAACCCUUCCCUUUAAGCUCUCGCUCGCCGCCAUGGCUGGACUCAACCGUCUGAGCGUGGUCGCUCCAUCUUUCGCUCGCCGCCUUCUCGGGCUCGGCUCCCGAAGAGCCUACGGAUCGGCUUCUGCGGCUCAGGUACAGUACGACUAUUAUGAUGACGAAGAAGAGUGGGGACACGAGGAUCGGCGCCAGGUGAAAUCACUGGUGGACUCGGAGGGUUUCGUCCCUGGAAGAGGGGUUCAAUGGGUGGUGAUCGGUGACAGAACCGCAAACAAACACGUGUACGCCGAAAGGCUCUCGAAGCUUCUGGAAGUUCCCCACAUUUCUAUGGGAACUCUUGUUCGUCAGGAGCUCAAUCCUCGCUCUUCUCUCUACAAGCAGAUUGCUAAUGCAGUGAACGAGGGAAAGCUUGUGCCUGAAGAAAUAAUAUUUGCUCUAUUGUCUAAGAGACUUGAAGAAGGCUACUGCAGAGGUGAAUCUGGGUUCAUUCUUGAUGGAAUUCCUCGAACAAGAAUCCAAGCUGAGAUUCUUGAUCAAAUUGCGGAUAUUGAUUUAGUUGUGAAUUUCAAGAGCACGGAAGAGCACUUAGAGAAUAAUAUAGGAAAAUGUCAAAAAUACAUGGGAAAGAGCAACCAUGCUAGUUAUAAAAAUCUAAAUUUGUACCCUCAGAAUGGACAACAAGUCUCCACUUCUACUGAUUCUGAAAUACUCUGGAAAGAGAAGUUCAUUAACUAUGCAAAACAGAGCAAGUCAUUGGAAGAAUACUACAAAACACAGAGAAAACUUGUUGAUAUUCAAGUAAGUGAUGCACCUGGAGAAACUUGGCAAGGUUUAUUGGCUGCCUUACAUCUCCAGCAUAUAAAUGCUGUCAGUUCUUCACAGAAGCUCACUGCCUGAAUUGGUGGUUCACAUGGGUCUUCAUAAAUUUUUGCGUCCGGCUUUAUAGUAAAUAUGCUGUAUGAUGUGAGAAUCGAGAGUUUGUUGGGGUUUUCUAUGUUUGAAGAUUCCAACCUAUUUUUUCAAAUUUUGACCUUUUUUUCUUUAUUAUUAUUCUUUUACGCGUGUUAUAUGUUGUAGUGUAAUGAGACGUGCCGUCAUGAGCGUCUGAGUUUGUAAUUGUAGUCACCACGAGAGUGACCAGAUGAAAAGAAAUACUAUUUUGACCUAUUAAACAA
This is a messenger RNA of Cannabis sativa, 1309 nucleotides long. Its product is annotated as probable adenylate kinase 7, mitochondrial. The transcript has 4 exons. Lineage: Eukaryota; Viridiplantae; Streptophyta; Magnoliopsida; Rosales; Cannabaceae. Gene Ontology annotation, biological process: nucleobase-containing compound metabolic process. Gene Ontology annotation, cellular component: cytoplasm; mitochondrion. Bases 168 to 1031 code for a protein of 287 amino acids. The record is from RefSeq and is a predicted model, not a curated record. Gene Ontology annotation, molecular function: ATP binding; AMP kinase activity.